Messenger RNA from Saccharomycopsis crataegensis, 2340 nucleotides. RefSeq names its product GTPase-activating protein SST2 (gene SST2). NCBI's taxonomy places the organism in Eukaryota, Fungi, Ascomycota, Saccharomycetes, Ascoideales, Saccharomycopsidaceae. Gene Ontology annotation, biological process: intracellular signal transduction. The record is from RefSeq and is a predicted model, not a curated record. The coding region runs from base 1 to 2340 and encodes 779 amino acids. The transcript has a single exon.
AUGCUUUUGAUGCUGCUGCAAUCACAACCAAACCAACACCAUAAAGAUAAGAUGAAGGGAAAUAACCAUUCACGGAUAAUCCAUUGUACCGUUACUAAUUCAUUGGACAAAGGACCGACUGGUAAAAUCAUGUCCCGGCAUUUAAAAGAUAUUUAUUGUGUGCUACUUAUCAACCUUAAACUACAAGAAAAAUCUUCGAUCCCACCACCCACCGCUUCAAAAAUGAACAAUUUCUUCUCCCUAAGAAAGCUUAAUUACCCUUAUUCUUUCUAUCUACAAGAUGCGAUUGAGAAAAUGCGUAUUCUUAGAAUUGAGAUCCCCAGAUCCGGGUUCCAAAAAUCGUAUUCCUACAGCAUCAAGGACGAUCUAGCCCUUGAAUUGAUGCAUUGUUUCUUCGAAGCGAAGUUUCUUCAUUAUCCUGGGGAUAGAACUAGAAAGCUUCCAAAAUAUGAUAUUCCCCUCCAACCCACUCCCAAAGGGGUGGCGAUCCUUCAUCAGUUUGUUAAGAAGAAUGGUCUUAACAAAGCGUUGUUCCCGCAGAUUUUACGCUCGAAUUUCAAUUCCAUGGAUCUAUUCAAUCUAGAAAAAAGUAUUAAAACCGAUAAGAUCUACUUAUCGGAUUCGUUUGUCGAAUUAUUGUUUAUCAAAUGUAUGGGGGCCCGGCCAAAUGUCUGGAGCACCAAUAAUGCUGUCGAUGCCAUUCCUCGUUCCAUCAUCGAGAACUUGGAAAACAGUGAUCCUGAGAAUGAAGAAACUAGUAUUUUCAACUUCGAUAAAUUUUCAUUCGAGGAUCUAAUCGUAUAUGAUGAGAAGGAACCCUUGCUUAACCACAAUAGCCAUCAACCACAAGAUGAGGAUUUAGUGGGCAGUUCCGAAUCCCGGAAAUUGUUCAAGCUAUCCAAUAGACCGAGGCUGCAUCUUGCGCCACAAUCUUCUGACAGCGAAUCCAGCACGAUUUCUCCAUUUACUCAUAAGUUCUUCACCAACCCUGAAUCGGAUGCCCAUACUCAGUACUAUGUUUCUAACAAAGGGGUCCGGUUAUUCAAGGAUAAAAAAAUUGGCGAUGCUGUGCAAUCGAUUGAUUAUUGUUUCAGCGGGAAAGCCCUUUGUCAGUGGAUUAUGGACUGUUGUGAUGUUUUGUACAUUCAAGAAGCUUGUUUAUUAGGGCAAUUUUUCAUGAAACUCAAGCUAAUCGAGCCGUUGAAUCUGCUUACCCAAUAUCCAGACCGGUUUAAAAUCGGUCGUCUGUAUCUUUAUAAAUUGACAUCGAAUGGCAGAGAGAAAUGUCACUGGGAUAAGAGUAAUGAGGAAAUCGUGAGAAAUAUUAAACGGAUUGGGGCAGAAACCAGAAGAGGAUCCAUGACCUCGAUCAAUAUGGAGUACAUGCAAUCCAAUGAAUCGGUGAAUGAUGAUGAUGAUGAUGAUAGUUGUUCUUCAGUUGAGAAACUCAAUCAAAUGAUCAUUAACAAGAUCCCACAGAAAAAAAUCAUUCUCCGAGAUGUUUUGAAUGAUGCAGGGCUAAGAUACUUAUUCAGAUGUCAUUUAGAAAACGAGUAUUGUGUGGAGAAUUACGAUGCUUAUCAUUUAUUACAGGCUUUCAGAAGGGAUAUGAAAGUUUUGAGGAAGAAAUUACACAAAAAUAAAUCAAUGCUUCAAAACAAGCAAUAUCUCCUCCAUACUAUUCCUUCCAAUAUUGAUAUUGACCAACACCAACAACGUGCUAUGAAGAAGCUGAUUCGUGGGUGUAUCAAACACGCUAAUGAUUGUUUGGCCAACGCUUACAAUAUCUUUGGAUCAUACCUUGUGAGUGGGGCCAUCAACGAGGUCAAUAUCAAUUAUAAUGUCAAAACCCAAAUCACUAACGUCAUGACCCAUCCAAAAUCCCCGGUAUCGACGGCGUUUUUCACUCCAGCCAGCACCAAAUUUUUACUCCAAGGUCUUGAAACUGAUUCCAUGGUGAGUGUGGAAAUUUCUAGUAAUGUGGAAGACGAUAUGGUAUUAUCGAAUGUUAAAUCAUUAUCCAAUGGAGAAAAUGACAGUGGUGCAAUGAUAUUGGGAGCCAGUAUCGAAGAUAAUGAUAGUUUAAGUGAUGAUCAGUCCACGGUGCUUGCGUCUCCAACUUUAAUCAACCAUAAUAUUUUAUCCACUACUGAUGUCCCCAAUGAAGAAAUAUUUAGCAGUAGCUUGUUUGUGUUGAAUAGGAUUUAUUUAUUAUUUGAUAAAGUGGCCAAAGAUUUGUACGUGUUGAUGGAAAAUGAUUCAUUACAGAAAUUCAUCGAGUCGGAUAUUUAUAAACAGUCAUCGGAAAAGAUGAAAGUUUUCCAAGUUAGAGGCCAUUAA